AUGGAUCCGCAAACUAUCAGCGAAAUAAAGGUCGUUGGAGAAUCUGGGGUGGUGAGCAAGGCAGGCAGCAGCAGCAAUAAUGGCCAAGAACUGGAGGGCUGGACUGAGGCUACCACCGCCCGUCAACUGCACCGAACCUUUAAAGCUCGCCAUGUUCAGAUGAUUUGCCUGGGGGGCUGUCUUGGCAGCGGCAUCUUCAUCGGUACUGGAAAGGCGCUUCACUAUGGUGGAGCGCCGGCUAUUAUCAUUGGCUAUGGUCUCAUCUGUUCCAUGGCUUUGGCCGUAAUGAAUGUCUUGACGGAGCAUGUCUGUUUGUUUCCUACCACUGGGAGCUUUAUUGACCAUGCCGCGCGGUUUGUCGACCCAGCUCUGGGAUUUGCCAUCGGUUUCUGUGAAUGGUUUGCUUGGAUGACUGUGGUGGCUAGUGAAGGUGUCAUUGUUCGUGUUGUCCUCAUGUACUGGACAACGUCCAUACCAACCGCCGCAUGCAUGGCCAUGUACCUCUUCGUCGUUUUCUUCGUCCACUGCUUCCCCAGCAGGUGGUUCGGCGAGUUCGAGUUUUACACUGCUGCCGUGAAAAUAACCGCCAUGUUCAUCAUGCUGUUCGCCUGCAUCGCUAUGAUUGCUGGGGCCGGGCCGACCGGAUCAACUGAUCACGGCGACAACUACACCAAGCUUCCCGUUUUCCCGAACGGCUUCAAAGGCGUUGCCCAAACGUUCCUGCUUGCCGUAUGGGCUACUGGCGGACAGGAGAUCAUGGGUAUCACCGCCGGAGAGGCCCAGCGGCCACGUUGGGACAUGCCCCGUGCGUGUAAAAACCUUUUCAUGCGCAUCAUCGUCUUCUACGGAGCAUCGACCAUCUUCCUUGGCAUCCUUGUCCCGUACAACAAUCCACGACUUCUGGCUACAGGCACGGUGGCUGCGUCUCCUUUUGCUAUUGCCCUUGUUAACGCGGGUAUCAGGGUCCUACCCGACAUUCUCAAUGCCAUCAUUAUCCUCGGCCUCGUCACUCUCGGUGUGGAGUCCGUAUACGUGUCGUCCAGAGUGAUGACGGCUAUGUCUACCAUGGGCAUGAUCCCGCGUGUAUUCAGCCGACUAGACCGACAGGGCCGGCCGUACUGGUCCCUCCUGUUUACUGCGGCAUGGUCUACCACCAUGACAUUUAUCAACUGCUCCAAUACUGGAGCAGUCAUCUUUACUUGGUUUAGCUCCAUCGCAGCAACAAUCUACGUGCUGGCGUGGAUGUUCAUUGCAAUCACAAACUGGCGAUUACGAAAAGCCAUCCAAGUGCAGAAUGAUUCAGCCUGGAAGCUGCCAUACGCUUUCAAGCUCUCUGCGUACCCGGCGACAUCCGUAUACCUGUUCCACACAUCGCUAUUCGUCCUUCUAAGCACCGGGUACGUAAGUCUAUUUCCAAUCGGUGUGCCUACUAGCCCUACCGUGUUUUUCGAGACGUUUCUUGGCGUACCAAUCUUCCUUGCCGUGUACUUGAGUUAUAAGGUCAUAUGUCGCACCAAGUUUGUGAAUCCUGCAAAGGCAGAUUUGCAGACUGGCCGCCGACCCUUGACGGAAGAUGAUAUUCUUUUCUUGGAUUCCUACUAUUCUAAGCCUGCGUGGAGAAGGAGCGAUAUUGUUGUUGUAGGGGCAAGAAGACACAAUGUUCAGAAGUGA
This is a messenger RNA of Penicillium cinerascens, 1671 nucleotides long. RefSeq lists its product as uncharacterized. Lineage: Eukaryota; Fungi; Ascomycota; Eurotiomycetes; Eurotiales; Aspergillaceae. The coding region runs from base 1 to 1671 and encodes 556 amino acids. Gene Ontology annotation, biological process: amino acid transmembrane transport. The transcript is spliced from 8 exons. Gene Ontology annotation, cellular component: membrane. Gene Ontology annotation, molecular function: amino acid transmembrane transporter activity. The record is from RefSeq and is a predicted model, not a curated record.